Messenger RNA from Cylicostephanus goldi, 462 nucleotides. NCBI's taxonomy places the organism in Eukaryota, Metazoa, Nematoda, Chromadorea, Rhabditida, Strongylidae. The record is from the annotation of a GenBank genome assembly.
AUGAAUGGUCUCACAAAACCGGUGCAAAUGCCUACGGCGAUGAAACAUUCUUUUGUUGUUAGCACAGAAGGUGGCGUGCUUCACCUGAUUGAGCAAGAUGGGACGGGAACAAAGUUGUGCCAGCUAGACUACCGUGUCGAGUUCGUUGCACAUUACCAUCAGAAAGAGCUACUCAUAGCUCUUGCCAGUGAUCUAAUGCUGUAUCAUUUCAACAUUCUCCCAGAUUCAACGAUUAAAGAAAGACUAAAAGUCAAAUUGAAUGGGAAACCUGGCAGUACUGUGAUUGUGCUCAAAGAGAAUCUUCUACUCAUUUCACAUCAAGAACGAGAUCUCAGAGUAUGGAAUCUGGAAACGGAAGAGAAUGGAACGAUCUCAUUACAAUCUGCAAAAGGUUACAGCGCUGACGAUGCAGUUCUUUGCAUGGAUUACUCGAAGAAAAAGGGUAUGCAAACUGAAAAGUAA